GCGCGUGCGCGCGCUCCUGGAUCAGAGGAGCGCGCGCCCAGGCCUGGCCUGGCCCCUCGGGAGCGCGCCGCGGUGCCCCGCCCUGUCUUCCGUGCUGCGGGAAGGCUCGGAGCGUCGGCCUGCCCUGGCAGGGUCAAGCUGGUAAGAACACCUGUUUGAGAUGUGGUGGUUUCAACAAGGCCUCAGUUUCCUCCCUUCAGCCCUUGUCAUUUGGACAUCUGCUGCUUUCAUAUUUUCAUACAUCACUGCAGUAACACUGCACCACGUGGAUCCUGCUUUGCCUUAUAUCAGUGAUACUGGUACAGUAGCUCCAGAAAAAUGCUUGUUUGGAGCAAUGCUGAAUGUUGCUGCAGUUUUAUGCAUUGCUACUAUUUAUGUUCGCUAUAAGCAAGUUCAUGCCCUGAAUCCUGAAGAGAACCUUAUCAUCAAAUUAAACAAGGCUGGCCUUGUGCUUGGAAUACUGAGUUGUUUAGGACUUUCUCUUGUGGCAAAUUUCCAGAAAACAACACUUUUCGCUGCACACGUCAGUGGAGCUGUGCUCACCUUUGGGAUGGGCUCAUUGUAUAUGUUUGUCCAGACCAUCCUCUCCUAUCAAAUGCAGCCCAAAAUUCAUGGCAUUCAAGUCUUCUGGAUCAGACUGCUGUUGGUCAUCUGGUGUGCAGUAAGCGCAUUUAGCAUGCUGACUUGUUCAUCAAUUUUGUACAGUGGCAAUUUUGGCAUUGAUUUAGUUCAGAAACUUCAUUGGAAUCCUGAGGACAAAGGUUAUGUGCUUCACAUGAUCACUACUGCAGCAGAAUGGUCUAUGUCAUUUUCCUUCUUUGGCUUCUUCCUGACUUACAUUCGUGAUUUUCAGAAAAUUUCUUUACGGGUGGAAACCAAUUUACAUGGAUUAACCCUCUAUGACACUGCUCCCUGCCCUGUUAACAAUGAGCGAACACCACUACUUUCCAGAGAUUUUUAAUGAGAGGCUGACUAUAUUUUUGUGGCUAUUGUUAUUCUCAGGGAUUGGGGGAAAGGUUCACAAAAGUGGCUUAUUCCACUGUGUAAUUUUCAACCAGUUGAUCAAGAUGGACAAUGAUAAUGAAUACUGAUAAUCAGGAGACACGAAAUAAGCCAUUGGAUAAGAUAUUUUAAAGGAUAUCUAUCAUCAAGAGGACUAUUUAAAAACAUUUAUACUUUUUUAUCCUAGAAAAUAAAACCAAAGGAAUACAACAUUGUAGUUUUCUCUACUUUAUUUAAAGGAUAUAACCUGAAUUUCAUGAAGCAGUCUGAAUAAUCCAGCCUUUCACAUUUUACAAAUCACUUUUAGCAUGUGCUCUCGGGAACAUUUUUAUGAGAUUUCUCCAUGACCCGCCAAAUAAUCAGUGUUUGUUGUAUUUUACUUUGUUGAUACGUCUCUAGUAGUCUUCAAAACUGUUGUUAUUCUUCUGGAAUCCAAAUGGAAGCAGACCUGAACUCCGGUGAGUUCUUUCUUGGCCUCAGCUUUGCACAGAGGUUCUGUAGGUUCUGAUUUGAAUCUGGGUGCAAGGCCAGAUGCAGUGCUGACUGGUUUGUCAUACAGUCUUGAUUUGUCUUAUGAAGCUUCGUUUCUGGUAGAAUAUUUUAAUCACCAAAAAAGGAAAAAGGCACCUCUAUAUAAAUUUGCUUCUGUCAUGGGUUAUGUAGAAAAGGGUUAGUGUUUAUAUACAAGGCUGACAAAUUCACGAAAAACAA
Molecule: messenger RNA, 1713 nt
Organism: Ochotona princeps (American pika)
Lineage: Eukaryota; Metazoa; Chordata; Mammalia; Lagomorpha; Ochotonidae
Gene: DRAM2
Product: DNA damage regulated autophagy modulator 2
Exons: 8
Coding region: 161-961 (266 amino acids)
Biological process (GO): regulation of autophagy; photoreceptor cell maintenance
Cellular component (GO): lysosome
Source: RefSeq, a predicted model, not a curated record